AUGUUUGAAACAAUUCUCGGAGGUGUACUACAUGAAUGUUUUACUUUUUCUAUUCCAGUAUGGGUUGUCUUUAUUGCAGUUAUUUUAGCAUGUUGGUUGAUUUAUUGGGAUAAAUCUUCUUCCAAAUUGAAGGUGAAGGGAAAACCAUUCUCACAGGAAGCCACGCAUAAUUCGAUCGUAAUUGCUUGGGAAAAGCCUCUUUUUGCAGAUCCGGACUUUUACAUCGUUCAUUACAGAGAGGUUCGUUUAGAACCAAGAAGAUGGAGUUCUCUUAAAACACAAGGCAACUUACGUAAAAUUACAAUAUCUGAUCUUUUACCGAAUACCAAAUAUAAAGUAAAAGUGAGUGCAUGCUGUGGAACAGAAGUUGGUCCCUCAGGUGAAGAAAGUGAUGAUCUAGUCACAAAAAGUCUAGCAUUUAAGAUAAAAGAGGCAUCUGAGUUCGUUGAGGGAUCAACGCAAGGUACCGUAUCAAAAUAUGCCGUACCCAGUAGGAUUGAAAAUGAUGAAGAAAUGAAGAUACAGACAAUAAAGAUAGGGGACGGAAGUCAACCGAAUGCAGAGAGGAAAAGUAUUCUGCUCAUCAGCGCACCGCAUUCUGGAAAAACCACGCUUAUUGAGGGAAUAAUGAAUUAUAUAUUUGGGGUUACAUUUAAGGAUGACUUUCGGCUUUGUCUAUCACAGAGUAUCAAAGAUGAGGUUCACCAUGAAUGGCUGAAAGUAUACCACUUUGACGAAUAUGAAGGAGGGAGGAUAAACUUGACUCUUACAAUUUAUGAUGUUCCGAGAUUUUGUUCUUCAAGUAUGGACUGCGAAAACCAAUUGCUUAAACAAAUAGAAUUUGUUAUGAAUCAAGUUUCGGCAGAAAUCAAUUUAAUAUGUUUGGCCAUAAAAGGGAAUGAUUCCCAUUUGGCGACAGAGCAAUUGGAAUAUUUUAGAUCACUCUUAAGUAUCUUCGAAGAUCAUAUGAUGUCGAAUUUUUGUGCCUUAUAUACUUUUGCGGAUGUUGGGGAAGCGUGUAUCCAUAAAAUACUUCGAACCAACGAAAUUAUGCCGAGGAAAUCUUUUCAUUUAAACUUGUCUUCUCUCUUUCAAAGUAGUCAUCGGUAUUCCCAGACUUUUUGGCAAAUGAAUUCAUUUCAACUGGACUCAUUUUUUGAUUUUGUAAGGCAGUCGUCUGCCAAAGGUAUCUGCAAAAAGGAACAGUUGCUAAUUCCCCUUCAAUCAGAGAUAACUCCUGCAGAGCUAGAGGCGUUCAGGAAUGAUAUACAUGUAGCCUCCCGACCCACAGAGAUAACUCCCGCUAAACUAGAGGAGUUAAAAAAUGAUAUAGCUUCCCUUCAGCCACAGAUAACUAAAGAUAUUUCAGAAAUGGGAGAAAUAAAGAUUCAAAUAUUUCUAUUUACAACACGCAAAGACGAGAUCGUGUCGAAUGGUGAUAUAUCCUUUACAAUAGAAGAAAUCCGACAAAUAAAAAAAGAUCUUACGCCGGGCUUGCAUGUAACAAAUUGCAUGCAUUGCUAUUAUACCUGUCAUGAGAAUUGUGCGAUCCCGGAUGAUGACGGAAAGAGAAGGUGUAGUGCUAUGGAUGGAGAUGGGAAUUGCAUGGUAUGCACAAGUCAUUGCAUAUGGUCUAUCCAUAAAAAUACCCCAUACAUUUAUGAGUACAAAAAGGAAGUGAUCACAAAAUCAUACCAAGAGAUGAAGUUGAAUUAUGAAAAAGAAAAAGGAAAAGAGCUUACAUAUGAUGAAUACCUAGAAAAUCUUAACAGUGACAUACAAGCACUGCUUGAGAGGUUGCAUGGAAAGGUACAAAAGAUGGCAGAGUGUCAAAAUGAACUGCAAGGUAUCGAGCAUAGUCCAAUCGCACGUUCAGUUGGCGACACAAUCGAUGAUUUGAUUGAAGCUGAAAAACGAAAGCAAGAAAGGGGAUAUGAAAAAAGAAUUGAGAUGUAUGAAGAAUUAAAAAAAUACUCAAAAAUGGUGAAAAUAAGCCGAGUUCAAAAUUAGAGCAGC
Molecule: messenger RNA, 2016 nt
Organism: Saccostrea cuccullata (small rock oyster)
Lineage: Eukaryota; Metazoa; Mollusca; Bivalvia; Ostreida; Ostreidae
Exons: 4
Coding region: 1-2010 (669 amino acids)
Molecular function (GO): protein binding
Source: RefSeq, a predicted model, not a curated record